Corticium candelabrum is the source of this 1491-nucleotide messenger RNA. RefSeq lists its product as uncharacterized. The coding region runs from base 152 to 1318 and encodes 388 amino acids. Lineage: Eukaryota; Metazoa; Porifera; Homoscleromorpha; Homosclerophorida; Plakinidae. The transcript has 5 exons. The record is from RefSeq and is a predicted model, not a curated record.
GCCACCCUGGCUAGUGCAGUUGUCUACCUAGAAGCAUCUCUCCGGAUCAAUCCGGUACUGUACGUGUCCGGCGAGCAUUGCAUCUCAAAAGGGGCAGUCUAGCCAUUCGGACUUUUGUUGUACAAGAGUUGAGUGUGAGUGAGUCUGGAAAAUGAGUGGAUGCGACUGUGUGAGGAACGUGGUGUUGCUGCUCUCCUUGCUAGCCUCUCUGCUGCUUUCUUCGCGCGGUCUGACGUGUGUGUGCACGGACUGCCCUCUCAACAGAUGCAACGUGUCGAAUGACGGAUUCUGUUUGGUGAUCAGAACGCACGAGGGGCACAAAUUUCACUACACCACCAGAAAGUGCGUUAGCCCGAAAGAAUCGAUCUGUUUUCUUAAGCUGGAUGGAUUACCGAGCAGCACGCACUGUCCGGAGGCUCGCUGCUGCAACAACACCGACUUGUGCAACACAAACGAGACAAACCUGCACUCACUGUGCGCCUUGAAAAGCAUUAAGUCGGACCCUGCAGAGUCGGGACCACCCGCAUCUAUUGGUGAAUUUUUCACUAGACAAAGUGUUAAUAAGCCUAGUAUUGGAACAAAAACUGAUGACAGUGAUGACAAAGAGACUGAAGAGGAACAAACUCCUGAAACGAAAGGCAGCUCUGAACAUCGCAGCUGUAACUUGACUGUUGAGAAAUGUAGACAAACGUUUGCUCUCUUGAAGCCAAAAGAAUUGGUGGCAGUUGGCAAGAUAUUUCCACCACAAUUCAACUCAGGAGAAGGAAUUCCUACCAGCCAGAUGUCUGCAGAGUCUAAAACGUCUCUAACGCAUCGCAAAGUAACAAAAAAACAUUCAAGACCUCACUACCACCGCCACCAUCACCAUCACAACCCAUCAAAGCAAAAUUCAUCAAGCAGUCAUUCGAUAGGUGAGGGAAAAGAGCAAGUAUUAACAAAUAAAACAAGGAAUAAGAAGACAUUAAGAGAACACUAUCAAACAAUUAGAAACAUCGAGAUAAGAAGAGAGAAGGAACUCAUGCUUGUGCCACCUUCAACACCACAUCAAUUCCAUUCGUUUACAAUUCCUAAGAGGUCAGAAAAUCGACCAGAGACAUCAAUAUCAUCAUUACAAGAAGAGUUUCAACAGGACAGCCUCUCUUCAAAUCGGGAUGAAAAUGAAGGGCGUGUCCCUGGUGUUGUGUUUGAGUCUGUGCGACCCAUGUCACCUAAUGAAUAUGGAAUUGGUUCCAAGGGUAGUCGGGAUCCUGCUGAGGUGGGAGUGAAUAUGCUUGCGUUGCUGUGGCUUCACUUGGCGUUGGCCUUCUUGUUUUGGUGACGUUGUCCAUUCUUGUUCAAAGACAGAAUCGCAAAUCUUCUUACGAAGAGUUAAUAAGACUAGAAAAAGUAGAAAGCUUCUAAUGAAAAAUACAGUAUUGAGUAGAUCUAUCGAGUCUACAGUAUAGGUUAUAGGAUACUCGACUGAAAUAUCGACCAUAAAUAUAUCAACUA